This is a messenger RNA of Penicillium salamii, 918 nucleotides long. The record is from the annotation of a GenBank genome assembly. NCBI's taxonomy places the organism in Eukaryota, Fungi, Ascomycota, Eurotiomycetes, Eurotiales, Aspergillaceae.
AUGCAUAUCUCAAGCCCUACGGCUUGGAGCUCAUCGGAUGAUACAGGCCAUAAGAUUCCUAUCCAACACCUAACCAAACCGGGUCUACAGUCUGAUCUGGAAAACCCUAAGCCCGUGUCUACUCACAUUCCCACCGAGGAUGGCGGCUACCAGAUCUAUAAGGCGGCAGGAAAGCUUGAAGGAAAGAAAGCGAUCAUCACUGGUGGCGACUCGGGAAUUGGCCGAGCCGUGGCAAUCCUAUUUGCCAUGGAAGGUGCCUCGAGUGUGAUCGUGUACCUACCAGAAGAGGAGUCUGAUGCACAAGAGACCAAGAGAAGGGUCGAGGAGUAUGGUCAGCAGUGCCAUACCCUCGCCAUUGACCUUCGAAAGAAGGAGAAUUGCCAGAAGACCAUCGAUGUGUCUUUGCAAAAGAUGGGGGGCAUCGACAUCCUCGUCAACAACGCGGCUUUCCAGGAUAUGCUCAGCGAUAUCAGUGAGCUGGACGAAUCGCAGUGGGAGCGAACCUUUGAAACUAACAUCCACUCCUUCUUUUAUUUGUCCAAGUACUCACUGCCGCACAUGAAGAAGGGCUCCACCAUUAUCAAUUGUGCGUCCGUCAAUCACUACAUUGGCCGAGGUGACCUGUUGGACUACACUUCGACCAAAGGAGCAAUUGUGGCAUUCACGCGCGGCUUGGCAAAUCAACAGAUGCUUAAGGGCAUUCGGGUCAAUUGUGUCUGUCCUGGUCCAAUUUGGACCCCCCUUAUUCCAUCCACCAUGUCCAGCCAAGCCAUGGAGUCAUUCAGCAACCCCCCGAUGGGUCGACCAGGCCAGCCAAGCGAAGUGGCCACCUGCUUUGUCUUCCUGGCGAGUCAGGACAGCAGCUAUAUCUCUGGACAGUGUCUGCACCCCAACGGAGGAAUCAUGGUCAAUGGAUAA